CAAGACGUAACUACGUAGCUUGUUCUUUCUAUUCCGAUCUUCAAACUCUCAACUCAACAGCCAUGUCCAAGAGAAGCUUCAGCCCAUUCAAAGAGCCUGCUCGUGGCUCUCGACCGCUCGUUCAAGAGGAUGCACUGCUAGACUCUGCCUCAGCGGCGAGGAAAGCCUUCCAAGACCGAGACCAGCAUGUUGCAACCCUUCAAGACGAAUUCGAAGCGCUAUCAAUGACCAACUACCAAUAUGUUCAGACCCUCGAAGACCGCGACAAGACAAUCACUAGUCUACAACAACAACUCCAAGAUCACGAGAUCGUGGCCAAACAGCUGGCAGAUCGGUUGGAAGAUAUCAAGCAACACGAUAUCCGACACAAACAAGACCAUAAAACAAUCGUCGUGCUAGAAGCCGGGCUCGAGAACCUCCGAGCGAAAUACGAAAAGGUGUUGGAGAAGGACCACAUACUAAAACAAAGGCUUGAGAAGAGCGAGGACGCGGUUGCAGAGACCGAGGUUGAUAAAGAGCAAGUCGCUAAAUGGAGGAGUGAGUGCGAUGCCGCACGCAAAUACGUCAAAGAGAACAAAGAGUUCAAGACCGUCAAUACAGAGCUCCGAGCUCUACUUGAUGCUGCAACGGCUGAACAGUCUGAAGAUAAGAAACAGCUGAGGAUUGUUGAGCUCGUGCGAAUCAAGCAAAUGUAUGAAAGGGAGGUCAAGGAGCUCCGAUCGACUGUUGAAUUUACGCGGGCCGCUACCACUCAAUCCUCACAGCAUGAGGCAACAGAGAAGAUCGUAAAUCUAGAAGCCCAACUACGUACCGCACAAGAUGAUGCAAGAACCAAAAUAGCAGAGCUGGAAGCCCGACACCAUGCUGAGCAGGACGAGAUAACAAAACAUGCAGCAGAGCUUGAGGCUCGACUCGAAACUGCACACAACGAAACGGAGAAAAGAAUAGUAGACUUGGAAGCCCAGCUCAGCAUCUGCCGAAACUUACCAAGGACGACCGACCAAGACGCGACGGGGAAGAACGAGGCUCUCAAGAAAUCACUGGCGACUGUGAAAAGCUACUUUUCCAGUCAUCACACUGAGGACGAGAGUUCGCAAGAGAUCAUAGAGCUUACCCGAGUGAACCAAGUGAAUGAAAAAGAAAUUCAAGCUCUCAAAUCGACCGUCAGGAAACUUCAGGAAGGCGCGACGGAGCACAAUGAACCAACAAAGUGGAUGCCGGAACCAGUAGCGGAUAUCGUCCUGAAACUUGAGCAAAACCUCAAGCGCAUUGAACAGUGGAGCAGGAAGCACGCAACUGACAGUGUCUUGAACAAAGGGCUGGUCAAGACGCUCUUAACUUCUGAGAAUCCAAUGUCGACGCUGUUGAUUGGCAGGUCGAUGGCAGAAACCGCCUCUUCAGGAGCAGCGCAUGAUAUUGACACAUGGGUAUUCGUUUCGAUGGCCAUCUCUGCAGUCGCUUUGCACUGCAUCAUUGGCGAUCCUUUCUUCGCCUUCCACGGCGAUGAAAAUGAUACAAGCAUGUUUUCCGCUAUCAAUGCCGUAGGCAUUGCUUACGUUAUCCAGGAGAUUGGAUUCGGCGACAAGGAAGGCUCGAAUGCAUGGCGCUGCCAGCUCUUUCGUCUAAUCGAAGCAAGCACAACACACGAGACCGGUAAUCUGAAGUAUCAAGCAGCGAAAACGGGAUGUGAAGUUUCAGCACGACUGGCGAAACACUGUAUCCUUGACAUGGUCGACUUUCUCAACCCAUCAACGGAAGCUGUAGCAGAGCUGGCGAAUAUCUUUCAAGCGUAUGCCGAUAUAGCUUGGAGCUUGUGGGCUCAAAAGUGGCACAUUGAUGUUCUCAGACCAGCAGCUCUGAACAGUAAAUUACAGACGCAACGACUGGAGUACCGGUCCGAUUCACCCUAUAUGGAUGCGCACUCCUUGCACUUCCAUGUCCUGGAGAAUGACGAAAAGGCUCUGGACGGCAAGGAAGUCCUGCAAGUGAUAAGUCCGGCAGUGAUCGUGACGGGGACGGCAGAUGGGAGUGAUUACACCCGGGAGACAGUCUGGGCAAAGGCUGUGGUGUGGAUGGGUUAAGAAGAUAGGAUCAUGCUUCACGCCUCGUUCGUGUGUUGUUGACUGCCAACUAGGUGGGCCCAUUGCGUCCAGGUUCGUCCAAGAGCAAAGGCGUUAUCGUCGCUGGUAGCUUCCUCUCAAACGAAAGCCAGACAUAGUUCAAGUAUAGAAAUUGACAUGUCCCAUGAACAUCCCACCCAGAGGUCGCAAGCUGAUUGACUGACAGAACACUACCUUGUAGGCAAGGGAGAAGGUGGUUCAACAUAUCAUUCUCG
Messenger RNA from Aureobasidium pullulans EXF-150, 2335 nucleotides. RefSeq lists its product as uncharacterized. The transcript has 3 exons. Bases 63 to 2081 code for a protein of 672 amino acids. The record is from RefSeq and is a predicted model, not a curated record. Lineage: Eukaryota; Fungi; Ascomycota; Dothideomycetes; Dothideales; Saccotheciaceae.